UUUCUCAGGUGAAGUAGAUGAGCAACAGACUCCAUUUCAUAGGGUGGGAUCCAGAUGGAAAGCCAGCACUCUCCAUAUGAGCUUCUGCGUGCAGUGCUGGGUGAGAUUGCCUGAGAAUAGAUCCCCAGAACCAUUCCUGACUGAGAAAACCCAAGCCUUUCAUGCCUGUGCUCAGAAGAAGCCUUCAUUGGGAAACAGGCAUGGCCCAAACCUGGAAAUGAAAAGGCAGCAGUGUUGGAAACCAAAGCACAGCCCAUAUCAUUAGCUGCAAUGGUUUGCAUCAAGAUGAGCUUGUCAGAUAAUUGUUACCUCUGCAAAGGCACCUCUGGUCCUGCGGCAGUGAUGGGCAGAUAUAAAAGGCAGGCCAGGUCCCUGCUCUCUCAUCCACUUCUCUUGCCUCCUUCUCCUUGAGAACCAGGUGAGUCUGAAGCCCCUUGUCCUCCUCUUAAAAGCGCGGUCUAUCCUCAGUGAAACUCUCAGCUGAUGUUAGCCUUAUCCUGUGCUGGGGCUUGCAGCGUUGUGCAUAGAUGAGAGAAGUGGGGAGAAUGUCUGCCUAGAGAAAGGCUGGGAAGUGGCUGAAGGGGCUUUUGGUUUACAAAUUCCAAGAGACCCUCCCUGUCCCAGGCUGCUCUAUAUUGGCAAUGGAGACCCUGUGGCACCUGGCGCAGCUUCCAGCUGCCCGCUCCUUAGCGGCCUUGGCUCUUUGCCACAGGAAAGCCAGGCUGCUCCUCAUCCACCCUUGUGCUCAUCCUCUGCUUGCCCCUGCCCUGUGUCCAGGUGAAGCUCCAGCAUCCAGACAUGUCCUGCUACAACCCGUGCGUGCCCUGCCAGCCCUGCGGCCCGACCCCGCUGGCCAACAGCUGCAAUGAGUGCUGUGUCAGGCAGUGCCAGAGCUCCACUGUUGUCAUCGAGCCUCCUGCUGUGGUGGUGACCCUGCCCGGCCCCAUCCUCAGCUCCUUCCCUCAGAACACCGUUGUGGGCUCCUCCACCUCCGCUGCCAUUGGCAGCAUCCUCAGCUGCGGUGGAGUGCCCAUCAACUCCGGGGGCUUCGACCUCUCUGGCAUUUCCCGACGCUAUGGUGGCAGGAGGUACCUCCUCUGAUAAACGUGCUGGGAGAGCCCCGGGAGACACCUGCAGGAACUCAGGGCAUGGUGCUGGAUAGAGGAUCGAUCUUCUGGAUGUUGUUUUCAACACAGCUGAAUGAGCUUUCCUUUCUCUCCCUUCUCCACAGCCAAGA
Molecule: messenger RNA, 1237 nt
Organism: Pezoporus occidentalis (night parrot)
Lineage: Eukaryota; Metazoa; Chordata; Aves; Psittaciformes; Psittacidae
Product: feather keratin Cos1-1/Cos1-3/Cos2-1-like
Exons: 1
Coding region: 799-1101 (100 amino acids)
Cellular component (GO): intermediate filament
Molecular function (GO): structural constituent of cytoskeleton
Source: RefSeq, a predicted model, not a curated record